Kalmanozyma brasiliensis GHG001 is the source of this 1800-nucleotide messenger RNA. RefSeq names its product Zinc finger C2H2-type/integrase DNA-binding domain protein. The record is from RefSeq and is a predicted model, not a curated record. Gene Ontology annotation, cellular component: nucleus. The coding region runs from base 1 to 1800 and encodes 599 amino acids. The transcript has 2 exons. NCBI's taxonomy places the organism in Eukaryota, Fungi, Basidiomycota, Ustilaginomycetes, Ustilaginales.
AUGAUGCAAGCACCCAUCCCCAUUGCACAGGCUCCAAGCCGCCUCGACGCCUUCAGCUUUCAACGCCCCGGAGGCCUCACACCACGAGCCUCGUCUAGCUUCGUUGGCAGCGCCAGCUACAAGGAGCCCAUGGCCGUCUCCUUUGGCAAGGAUGUCUCAGAAAUCAUGGACUAUUCCAUCUCAAGGUUUGGCACUUCCACCGAGUCCGACGCCACCGUCGCUCCCUCCUCAGUCCGCCUCGAGUCCACCUUCUGCCGCAACUUCACAUGCUGUGGCCAAAAGCUUGACGAUCUCCAUGACCUGCUCCAACACUACGAAGAGUGCCACGUUCGUUUCGAGGAUGACGAGAUGCCCGCCAUGAUUGCCGACGAUGAAGUCGAGUCCUCGGGUUCAUCCAACGCUUCCACAUCACAACCUUCCAGCCCGCGCACCUCCAACGCCGGCUCCACUGCCUCGGCCGCCGCCGCUGUCACCGCCGCGACCACUCCUGGCGCCAGCACCUCGGCCUUGGACGUUACUACCCCGACCGGUCUCGACGAUGUGGACAAGGCCUCCGCCUUCGACACCGCCAUCAUGCGCUCACCAUCGCUCUCCAAGGGCAAGAAGCGCUCCUUCGGUCAGUACUCGAGCUCGUCGUCGGCAAACCCCAAUGGCGCCAUCCACAACUCGUUGAGGCGAGCUCUCAUCGACGGCGGUGUUGGCCGCAGGGCACCUGGCACUCCCAACAUCUAUGCCCCCAACUCGCCCUUCUCGACACCAGGUGGCUCCAUCCCCGGCACUCCCUCGCUCGACGCCGAGAACGAUGGCUACUUCACCAACGGCCUCAACCCUGCCGCCUUCUCCGCGCUUUCCAUCCGCUCGAGCAACACCGACGACCACCAUCUUCCCUCCUGCGCGCCACCCAACCUCUUCUUCCCCGCCUCGGGCACCGCUUCGUCCUCGUCGCAGCCCCCCGCUAAGCGUGAGAAGACCAGCGCAGUCACCACUGCUUCCACCAUCGCCCUCGAGAACGCCCUGCGAGCCGGCGCCGCCAACGUCGACAAGCCCUACAAGUGCCCUGCACCGGGCUGCGACAAGGCAUACAAGCAGAUGAAUGGUCUCAAGUACCACCGCCUUCACGGUCACUGCAACCAGAACAACCUCCCCAUCACUGCCCAGGCGGCUGCUCAGCCACCCACCAUUCACAUCUCGACCAACUCGACCGCCUCGUCGCCACAGCCCGAGUCGGCCGAUGGUCUCAAGGUGGAGGACGGUGUCACCACCCCGACGCUGGGUUCUCCUUCGUCGCCAACAGCCAGCGCCAACUCGUCGCCCGAUCCGGCCAGCCCCGCCACGCAGGCGCCCAUCCCCCUGGGUGACCGUCUAUACAUCUGCCAGGUCGGCGCUUGCGGUAAGCGUUACAAGAACCUCAACGGUCUGCGUUACCACUACCUUCACUCUGGAUCACACGGUCUUUUGGGGUUGCAGCUUCUCCAGUCUGGCGGUGGUGCUAGCGCCAAGGUCGACGCCACCGGUCGUGCGCCGGUCAGCACCAGCACGCUCAGUCAGGAAGAGAUCGCUGCCGCCGCUCAGGCUGCGCAGCUGGCGCAGGAGCAGAUCCAGGCGCAGGCAGCUAAGAGCGCCGCUGCUACCGCUGCCGCCGCCGCUGCAGCUUCGGCCGCAGCUGCCGCACGCAAGGAGGAGAUCGAACGACAGACACCUACCAUCUCGACGCCACCAUCCGGCCUGACGCAGGCGCUGCAAGCGGCGGCAGCACAGCAGCAGCAGCAGGCCUCGACGCCAUCGACUACCGGCUUGUAG